GCACGGCGGGCGGGGCCGUUUUGGCGCUCAGUUUGACUCGUAACGGGCUCCCUGGCUGGCUUCUAUCUUGGAGCGCUCUGUCCGCUCUGAUAACCGAGAAAGCUGGCUGCCCCUCCACCACAACUGUCCCCCACAUUUCCCUAGAAAUUAUGUAUCCGUUGAGGAUUUCCAGAAUUGUAGUGUAGUAGGAUUUAUUUUCUGUGGUUUCUGAACCAAUGAAAAGAAAAUGGGAAGAGAAACUGAAGAAGAUUGAAGAACGAGCAUCCCAGUAUGAAAGGAGACCACUGGGUUCAGUCUAUAGGCCACGGCUGUCUAAGCCAGAGGACCCAUCCUCUGUAUGGAGGCUGUUUCAUCGUCAAGCUCAAGCUUUUAACUUUGUCAGAACCUGCAAAGAAGAUGUACAUGUAUUUGCUUUGGAACACAAAGUAGGAGAUGGACAACGUAUAUACCUUGUAACAACUUAUUCUCAACUCUGGUUUUACUAUAAGUCCCGGAAAAAUCUCAUGCACUGCUAUGAAGUUAUUCCUGAAAAUGCUGUUUGCAAGCUUUAUUUUGAUUUGGAGUUUAGUAAACCUGCCAAUCCAGGAGCAAAUGGAAAAGAAAUGGUUGCACUACUAAUUGAGCAUGUUUGUACAGCCCUUCAAGAGUUAUUCGAUAUUAAUUGUUCAGCAGCAGAUGUUCUCAACUUGGAUUCUAGCACUGAUGAAAAAUUUAGCCGACAUUUAAUAUUUCAGCUCCAUAAUGUUGCAUUUAAAAAUAAUAUCCAUGUUGGUAAUUUUGUUAGAAAAAUUUUGCAAUCUGUGAUUGCAUUAGAGGACAGUAAAAUUAAUGACAAGAUACCAGAAGUACCAGGAAACAUAUUUCCCUCUUCUUCAAAAACAAUAGUGAAACCAGAACCCUUUAUUACAAACGUAUCUGAAGAUAAAAUUACUGCAAAAAGCCAGCCCUUUAAUUCAUGUCAGGUAGAAGACUUGGCAACAUCUGAGCAAAAUGGACCGGAUCUUUCCUUUUUAAUUGUGAAGAAUAAGGGAGGAGAUGACCACCUUUUUGUAGAUGUGGGAGUUUAUACAAGAAACAGAAACUUCCGGCUGUACAAAUCAUCAAAAUUGGGCAAAUGUGUGCCUUUGGAAGUAGCUGAAGAUAACAAAUUUUUUCCUAAACAAUCAAAGACUGUUUCUGAAGAAAACCAGUAUUUCCUUUCCUCUUUGGUCACCAACAUCAGAUUUUCAGACACUUUACGAAUUCUUACCUGUGAUGUACCUCUAAGUAAACAAAAAAGGACUGAAUGUUUUAACAGUGGCUGUACCAAAGUGGGUGUCAUUGAAGGCUUCCAGUGCUCACCAUACCCUGAAAUUGACAACUUUGUUCUUUCUUUGGUGAAUAAAAAUGGAGUUAAGGGAGGAAUUCGAUGUUGGAACUACUUUUUCCCAGAAGAAUUACUUGUUUAUGAUAUUUCUAAGUAUCGCUGGUGUGGAAAUAUUAAAAGAGCCCACAAGAGUAAUAACAUAAUGAUUCUGGUGGAUCUGAAAAAUGAGGUUUGGUAUCAAAAAUGUCAUGACCCUGUCUGCAGAGCUGAAAACUUCAAAUCAGAUUGUUUCCCAUUACCAACUGAAGUGUGCCUCUUUUAUCUGUUCAAAGAGGAUGAUGAAGACCACAUUUUGAAUGGCACCAAAACUAGGAACAUUGGAACAAACCCCAAAUCCUCAAAUUCUCAAGAAUUAUCUUGCAGUAUGUUGACAGAAGUGCCUUCAGAUGCAGACUGGGACAAUGGGAUUGAUGACACCUGUUUUUUGGAAGCCGUUGAAGAUGCUGAGUUAGCUGAAGCUGCAGAGAAGAGUCUGGCCUGGGACGGCCCCAUAGAGGAUGAGAUUCCUGAUGCACUUCUCAUAGAAGUGUUAGAAGAACAGAAAACAAAUAGGAGUGUGAUUUGAUGUCAAAUAGUGGCUAAAGGUAAAAUGGUGGCCUUCGUCAAACUUAUUGUAAACAAAUGAAUUCACUGUUUGUUGUGAGCUGUAACGGAGGAGAAUCAGGCAGACAUGGGCUCAAAUCCUGACAUCUACGCUCCACACUGGCUGAGUAACUGACCCUGGGCAACCCACGUACGCUCCUUGGUACUAGAACAGGCAGCUUUCUAGGACCAGCAGUUGCAGAGGAGGUGCUGCCCUCACCUGAGAGUCAUCUGCCUUGUUGCAAUCUCAGGUUUAGUCUGGAGCCUUAAAAUUGAUCAUUAUAGUACCUGUUAUUUUUUUCUUACUUUUUGAACAUUUCCUUAAUUAUUACUAGAAAUUCUAUUAAAUGCUGAUUAUUUUAAUGGUCCUAUUGU
Messenger RNA from Trichosurus vulpecula (common brushtail), 2323 nucleotides. RefSeq names its product primase and DNA directed polymerase (gene PRIMPOL). NCBI's taxonomy places the organism in Eukaryota, Metazoa, Chordata, Mammalia, Diprotodontia, Phalangeridae. Gene Ontology annotation, molecular function: DNA-directed DNA polymerase activity; chromatin binding. Gene Ontology annotation, cellular component: mitochondrial matrix; nucleus. The transcript has 13 exons. The record is from RefSeq and is a predicted model, not a curated record. Gene Ontology annotation, biological process: response to UV; mitochondrial DNA replication; error-prone translesion synthesis. The coding region runs from base 216 to 1931 and encodes 571 amino acids.